UCGUGAAUUAUUGUCGGGCAUAUUUUGGACAGCUAUAUUCAGUAGACAGAAACACGUGGAGUCUUUUUCCUCCCUAGGUCUUGUUCUACAACGCGAUAACCAUGCCAAAGUCAAAGAGGGACAAGAAAAUUUCACUAACAAAAACAGCCAAGAAGGGUCUGGAAACAAAACAGAACUUAAUAGAAGAGUUACGGAAAUGUGUGGAUAUGUACAAGCACCUGUUCAUCUUCUCUGUGGCAAACAUGAGGAACAACAAAUUGAAAGACAUCAGGACAGCCUGGAAACACAGUCGAUUCUUUUUUGGAAAAAACAAAGUGAUGAUGAUCGCUAUAGGUAAAGGAUCAACAAGCGAGUACAAAGACAAUUUGCACAAGGUCAGCAGGUUUCUGAGAGGAGAAGUGGGUGUGUUAUUCACAAAUAAAACCAAAGAAGAGGUGCAAGAGUAUUUCAGCCAGUUCAAAGAGAUGGAUUUUGCACGAGCAGGAAACAAGGCAGGGAUGGCCUUAACACUUGAUGAAGGACCCCUGGAACAGUUCCCUCACUCCAUGGAGCCACAGCUGAGACAGUUGGGACUCCCCACAGCACUCAAGAAAGGAGUGGUGACGCUACUGAAAGACCAUGAAGUGUGCAAAGAGGGAGACACACUAACCCCUGAACAGGCCCGUAUUCUGAAACUCUUUGGGAUUGAGAUGGCUGAAUUCAGAGUGCAGAUCCAGUGCAUGUGGAACUCUGAAACGAGCGACUUUGAGAAGCUAGCUGAGGAAGAGGCCAUGCAGGAGAACGAUGAGGAAGAAGGGAAUGAAUCUGGAUAGAGCAAUGGACUUCUCAGACUUGUUUUUAAUACUGUGCCUUUUUUUAGGUGACAUCAAAACAAACUACUUUAAAGUGUUUCCUAAUUGCAAUGUUACCCAUGGAAUUGUGUAUAUACAUUUGUGCUUUAUACAUUUUUUUUGAUCAACUCAAAUACAACAGUACAAACUUA
Messenger RNA from Oncorhynchus keta (chum salmon), 982 nucleotides. RefSeq names its product mRNA turnover protein 4 homolog. Gene Ontology annotation, cellular component: preribosome, large subunit precursor; nucleolus. The record is from RefSeq and is a predicted model, not a curated record. The transcript is spliced from 8 exons. Gene Ontology annotation, molecular function: RNA binding. Lineage: Eukaryota; Metazoa; Chordata; Actinopteri; Salmoniformes; Salmonidae. Gene Ontology annotation, biological process: ribosomal large subunit biogenesis; rRNA processing; nuclear-transcribed mRNA catabolic process. Bases 102 to 812 code for a protein of 236 amino acids.